Oreochromis aureus is the source of this 2440-nucleotide messenger RNA. RefSeq names its product band 4.1-like protein 3. The coding region runs from base 1420 to 1785 and encodes 121 amino acids. NCBI's taxonomy places the organism in Eukaryota, Metazoa, Chordata, Actinopteri, Cichliformes, Cichlidae. Gene Ontology annotation, cellular component: cytoskeleton. Gene Ontology annotation, biological process: cortical actin cytoskeleton organization. The transcript has 3 exons. Gene Ontology annotation, molecular function: cytoskeletal protein binding. The record is from RefSeq and is a predicted model, not a curated record.
CUCCCUGACAGCCUCCCUAGCCCAGGGUUACCAUGACCAUGACAGUUCAGAGGAAGAGGAGGUGUGUUUUGCGUACGCCUGUAUGUUCCAGUACCCGCCCCUGGCUUAGAAUGACAGUCCAUGAUAUCGGUUAACCCCUUACCGUGUCCUCUGCCGUUUCACCAGUUCAGAGCCGACCUGGAGACUGUGUCUGUCCCAGUGUCUGUCAGUCUCCUACUUUCAGAACCUCAUCUCUGCCCAGUCACAUUCAUCCUGUAGACUACAUCCUCAUCAGCAUCACGAGUACACGGAGAUGAACUUGCAAGUCUCACCAUUUCAUAUUUGAUGCACGUUUAAUGAGAGGGUUAGACACAAAUAGUCAGGGACAUUACGAGCCUCUGAGCCGCUUCAGUGACACGUUACCAUGAACUCUCACUGAAGAAAAAAAACAGUUCAUCAUGUGACUAUUUCACUCUGACUGAGCGCAUUGUUUUUACAGAUUAUGAGUAUCAGAAGAAGUCACCUGUCUUCAUUUAGUCACUAAUCCUUCACCAAACCCCACAAAGAAAAACACGGCUUUUGUGGCUAACCCAUCUCAGUGUUAUCAUAUACAUUCAGGGCUUUUAUAGAUUAAAACGUGAUCCAUACCAGUUGCAUGGGAACACAUCCAUGUAUAUCUGCACUCAGUCUCUCUGCAUUGCGUCCAGAAGAGCAGCACUAAUUAAAAUAAAUCAUUCAAACUGAACAUCAGCUGAAAAGGGCCCCGAGUGUUUCGGUGAAGAGGCUUGCCAUGUGGAGUGCAAAGAUGUGCUACUUUUCCCUCAAGCAGCACUCUUUGCAGUCACCAAUUAUGAGUGUAGUGUAAUACACGCUGUGAUGCAGAGAGAUGGUGACAGAUAAAUGCAUCCUAAUCACCCCAGCAUGCAUGACGUGAGAGGAGGGGGAGGGCCUGAAAGUCAGGUUACUGUUCGGCAACAAAUUUUUACUGUCAAGUGUUUUGUGUUUGUACAGUGACUACACAGCAAAUGUCAUAUCCACGUGGAGUGAUUGACAUAAACCAGGAUGUAGCCUCUCCUAAUCACAAAUUUGUAUUAUUGAUUUAAAAAAUAUCAAAUGUUACCCUGAAAUGUCAAAGUGACUGACCGAAGGGUUCAUCUUCCUCUGAGUCUGUUUUGCUUCUGCUUAUUUUUCAUUUGCUUUUUAACUUUUUUUUUUUUUUUUUUUUUUUUUUUUUUUGUGGUUCUUUUGCAGAACGUAUCUGCAGUAUUGUCUGAUAAUCUGUAGCUGACAGUGCAAACAGCCAAUGCAUUUCCAUCUUCCCCAUUAUUGUGGCUAUGAAGAAUUUCUGUAGAGCAUAAAUGCAAAUAGUCAAACGUUCACAAGUUUGGUUGUUCUUGUUUUUCUUGCUUUCGACUUGGACCCGUUUGGGUGUGUCUGUGAAUGCAGACUGACAGCGAACAAACUGAUUUUGCCUUUGAUGGAGAGAUGACCGCUACAGAGCGCAUUACUGUCUUGUCUCACUGUCUCUAUGCUUUCCUCCUUACUUGCUGCCAGUCUGAAGCAGAUGAGGACUCUGAGAUGCGGACGCAGGACACAGAGCCUCCAGCGGAGGUCGUCAAGCACCAGACCAACAUCAGCGAAUUGAAGCGCUCCUUCCUGGAGACCGGCGGAAGCAUCACCACGCCCGGUCUCACAGAGUGGGAGAAGAGACUCUCCUCGUCCCCUAUGCGCUCACCCAGAUCGGAUGAGGCACCAAUGAUAGAGCCGCUGGAGCUGGAUGUAAGCUGCAGCACCACAGCAGACUGAAUGAUGGCAUGUGUGUGUAGAGCAUGACAUCACCAAGGAGAUUUCCUUUGGUUUUUUUGCUUUUAAAAAAAAAAGUAGUCAGUUCAGGAUUUACUACACAUUGACUCAUAAUUUAAUAUUCAUAAUGAGCCUAAGGCUAGAUAUUUUUUAUUUAUUUUUUUUCUAAACGGUGCGAGCGUGGUCGCACAUUUUGCAUCCCAAAUGGUUUUAGUGCAUAUGAAAGGAGACGAUGGGCACCUUGACAGAGGAGAAUGAUCUGUAAAGUCAUUCAGAGCUGAAUAAAGUUAAUUUCAGUGAGUGUGCUUCUCUUUCCCUCUUAUCAGCUCAUGUCUUCGGUAACUGAUUAUCAUAUUAAUUUGUCUCGGUAAUGGAUGAUGAAGUCAUUAAUCAGUGGUGUGAUUGUUGUGCUCAGUGACAUUAUGUGCAUUUUUAUCAGAGUUUCUCCUUUACUUGUGAUGUGUAAAAUUAUCUGAUGGACUUGCGCAGGACAAAUGAGCGGCACUAAUUAAAGUCUGUGAAGACGAGUCACUGACAACCAGUGUGUCUGACUAACAUGCGAGAAGGUGAAGGAGCUUUAGGAUCCAGAGUUGCCACAAUGGAACACGCGGUUCCACUGGUUGUGUCCGUUCUUGUAUUUUUCUUGAAUAUAUGUGAC